This is a messenger RNA of Schistosoma turkestanicum, 2026 nucleotides long. The record is from the annotation of a GenBank genome assembly. NCBI's taxonomy places the organism in Eukaryota, Metazoa, Platyhelminthes, Trematoda, Strigeidida, Schistosomatidae.
UGUAGGUCCCGUCAACUGUGGAAAUCCACAACGCCAGUAUGCGGGGUUCGAACCAAGGACCUUACGUCUCUAGAUCACUGAGCCGAACUCCAAUGGUGUUAAUGUCUAACGUCAAUCAGUCCAUUGUCCUCACCAAGUAACUGCUCUACAACUCUUUAACGAAAACUGCCACUUCGAUCCGAUUCACUGCUUACAGUUAUCUCAUUAUUUACACGCAGUUAGGCAAUGCUGAGCUUUUUAUGCAUUAAUAUACUUUGAUUUGUCAACUGAUUAAAGAAACAUAAUUUGCGGAAUAAGUAAAUUCUCUAUAUUUUGAUUAGAUACUACUGGAGAAAUUCAAUGGAGUUUAUUUAAACGGUUAACAUCCGCAAUUCCUUUUUCCACCGAACUUCUUUUUUUCAAGAUUCAUAAAAAUGCUUCAUAAUCUGUUAACAUUUGCAUUUAUAAAUCAGAUUUUGGUUUCUUUUAGUUCCGCUCAGUAUUUAGAGAAUAGUUUAAUAAAAGAAGAAUGUAACUUGACAGAAAAUGUAACAUUGAAAAGUAGAAGUUUAGAAACGGAAAUACAAAAUUUAUUAUCUACUUAUAUUCCUACUGAACGACCUAGAAAUUCACAAUUGAUUAAAACAAGCAUUAAUUCACAAGAGUCAGUGAAUUACACAAAAUAUAAUGGACCAUUAAUUGUAGAAGUUAAUACUUUUAUACAUAGCUUCAGUUCAAUUAGUGUAGUUAAUAUGGAUUUUACAGUUGAUUUUAUGUUACGUCAAAGAUGGUUAGAUUCAAGACUGAAACUUCCCGGUAGCCACAACUUUACUCACCUGCCUAUCUCCUAUGCUAAAAAUCUAAUUUGGAUACCGGAUCUGUUUUUUCGUAAUGCUAAACAUGGAUUUUUACAUGACAUGACCACACCAAACUAUUUGAUUUGGCUUGAUUCAAAUGGUUUGAUUACAUUCAGUCAGAAAAUAUCAAUGAAAUUAUCAUGCCAUAUGAUUUUGCAUACAUUUCCAUUUGAUUCACAACGUUGUACAAUAAAUAUUGGGAGUUAUGGAUAUUCAAAGAGAGAUUUAGAAUUUCGUUGGUGGAACAGAGAUGGAUACGAUCAAUUUGGCUUAAUACCUACAACAAACCAGUCAAGAUCUAUGGCUGUACAAAUACGAUCUGGACUAGAAAUUAAUGAAUUCGAUUUAUUAUCUUAUGAUACAAGUUAUUGCAAAAUGGAAUACUCCACUACUGGUCAAUUCUCUUGUAUUGAAGCUGUAUUCCAUUUAAAGAGACGAUUUGGUUUUUACCUUAUUUAUGCUUAUCUACCGUCACUUCUUUUGGUUGUUAUUGCAUGGUUAUCAUUUUUUGUGGAUUACGAAGCUGUACCAGCUCGUAUUUCCAUUGGUCUUUUGUGUGUUUUAGCUUUGAUCACACAAAGUGCAGCUAUUCUAACUCAAGUACCACGUGUUUCUUAUAUUAAAGGAAUUGAUAUUUGGUUAUUUGUAUGUUUAGCGUUUGUUGUUAGUUCAUUGCUUGAGUUCGCCAUUACAAAUUCUCUAGCUAGACGACGAUCGAAAUCAAGUGUUUCGAAAGCAGCAAAUUAUAUUAGUAAAGAUUGUAUGAUUUUAACAACAUCUGAUGAACUAUUGGACUUACUACAAAAGUGCAUUAAUAAAGCAAAAAGUAAUGACGACCAAACAGAUCAAAAAACAUUGAAAAAUAACAAUGAUACAUGUAAAACAUCUACCAACAUUUCUUCAACUAGUACUCCAGUACGAUCUAUGCUUCUGAAUUUCGAUCUUCCAUUAAGCAAACAAAAACGCAUUGUAUUCUGCGAUGACAGUCAACAGUCAUCAAAAGAUAAAACUCUUGAUAAAUCAUUUUUAUUAGAUCGUAUAUGGUCUAUUAUUUAUCCGAUAGUAUUUGCUAUAUUCAAUGGAGUUUAUUGGAUAUAUUUUCUUAAAUAUCAAUAAAUACUAUUUCUGUUAAAGUGUUUUAUGUAAUAUCUUCAAAAGAUUUGAAUAAAAACCUUUGAAAAUUCCUCGUA